Molecule: messenger RNA, 1422 nt
Organism: Vicia villosa (hairy vetch)
Lineage: Eukaryota; Viridiplantae; Streptophyta; Magnoliopsida; Fabales; Fabaceae
Product: transcription factor FAMA
Exons: 5
Coding region: 191-1321 (376 amino acids)
Biological process (GO): stomatal complex development; positive regulation of DNA-templated transcription; guard cell differentiation
Cellular component (GO): nucleus
Molecular function (GO): DNA-binding transcription factor activity; protein dimerization activity
Source: RefSeq, a predicted model, not a curated record
CUCUCCGUGUCAUUUUCUGUGACCACCACAAAUCCCAGCUCCCCUACACACAUUAUAUAAAAAUCACCACCUUCGAUAAAAACACCUAUUUCCUUUGUCUUCUUCUCCCGGUCUUCUAUUGUGGAGGGCCCUCAAUCCGUCAUCUCACCUUGUUUUAGGGUUUCUUUCGAUUAAAGUCAACUCGUUAUUAAUGGAGAAAGAUAACAACUAUUCGGCACCACCGUGUUUUAACACACUUGACUACUCCCUUGAUCAACAAUACCAGCACCUAACGAAAUUUCGUGUCGGCGAAACUUCCGGUGAAAACAACAACGGAAUGGUGGAUAAUUACAUGCCUCAAACACAAAACUCAGGAGGCUUUUAUGGUGGUACUACUACAAACAACUCUUUUGAUAAAAUGAGUUUUGCAGAUGUGAUGCAGUUUGCAGAUUUUGGACCUAAAUUAGCCUUAAAGCGCCAAGAGUCCGAGAUCGACGACCCGGUUUAUUUUCUCAAGUUUCCUGUCUUAAACAACAAGACGGAAGACCGAAACGUGACGUUGAGUCAUGAGUUGGUGGAUAGUUUAAGAGAUUGCGAAGAAACUCGGGUUUCUGAUGAGAACAACUCGGUGCAGCUUGUGCAAGAGACGAAUUGUACUGCAGUGGUGCAAGAGAACAGCAAGAAGAGGAAGAGACCGAGAACUGUUAAGACGAGUGAAGAAGUUGAGAGUCAACGCAUGACUCAUAUUGCUGUUGAAAGGAAUCGAAGGAAGCAAAUGAAUGAGCAUCUUCGCGUCCUCAGAUCCCUGAUGCCUGGUUCAUACGUUCAAAGGGGUGAUCAAGCAUCUAUAAUUGGUGGAGCUAUAGAGUUUGUGAGGGAAUUGGAACAACUUCUUCAAUGUCUAGAAUCACAAAAGAGAAGAAGACUAGUUGGAGAAACACAGUCAAAACAAGUUGGGGAAUCAACACAGCAGCAGCAACAACAACAACAAGCUCCAUUUUUUCAACAAGCUACUUUACCAAAUGAGCAGAUGGAAACCGGACUUGAAGAAGAAACUGCAGAGAGUAAGUCAUGUUUGGCUGAUGUAGAAGUCAAAGUUUUAGGAUUUGAUGCAAUGAUUAAAAUCCUAUCAAGAAGAAGGCCUGGACAGUUGAUCAAGACCAUUGCUGCCCUUGAAGAUAUGCAGCUUAUCAUCCUUCAUACCAACAUCACCACUAUUGAACAAACCGUUCUUUAUUCAUUCAAUGUCAAGGUGGCUAGUGAUACAAGGUUCACGGCAGAAGAUAUAGCAACUUCCGUUCAGCAGAUACUAAGUUUUAUUCAUGCAAACACUAGCAUGUGAUCAUUAUUAUUAUUACUAUUUAUAUGUUGUGUGCUAGCUAUAUAUACUCUUGUCUCUAUAUUUGCUAAUAUAUACAUUUAUUUUAUAUGAAUAUCAUUCAA